GCCACUGCAGCACCUGCGUGGGCUGCCUGCUGCGGUGGGGGCAGGGAGCUUCCAAAGCGCCACAUCGGGCUCCCUCGUGGGCCCCAGGCUGCCGACCCUGCUCUAAGCAGGGUGGAUGAGAGGUUUAAAACACCGGUGCUGGUGCGGGGCCUAUUAAAGCACGGGACCCAAUGCAGCCACCUCGCUCGCCUUGCCCUAUAUCCGCCGCUGGCAGCAGGGUUGCAGUGGGCCAGGAGGUUUUCUCCUCUCUUCAAAGAAAAGAGAACAGUAUAACGUGGUGGUGAAAAUCUUCUAACCUUGGUGUCUAAGCAGUUCCAGAAGGAAUUUCAGAAAGUAAGGAUGGCAUCAGCAGCCUUAUUUUCAGCAUCCCAGUCCCAGACUCCUAGAUCUCAGUGCAUUAAUUUUGUCUAUGAUCCUGAUCAUGAAAAGAGGACUCCCUUUACAAUUGUGGACUGCAAACCAUUUCUUUACAGAGACAUUGAGUGUAGGGCCAAAGAAAAGGAUAAAAUAGCUCAACAGAAUUUGAAGGUCCAUGAGAAAAGCACAUUUUCAUCACGAGCAAAGUCUCGAGACUCUAUGAAAAAGAUGGACUCAGUCAUUGAAAGAGAGACCAGGGCUACAAUAGAUAAAGGGUAUAUUACUUCUAGUCCCAACUGGGCUCUUACUUUUGCAAAAUGUUGCCAAAGUGACAAACAGUCAUUAACAGAGUAUAUCAAGGAACAGAAGGAGUUGUUUCUGCUGCAGUACACAGUAAAAGUAAAAAAACAAACUAUAAAGAAGCUGGAGAAAUUAGCAACGCAAAAAGAGAAAGAGGCCAGUUCUGCUGAAGCAAAGCUAGAAGAAGAUACAAUUGCAUUUGAGGAAUUUCUGAAAGAAAAUGACCGGAGUUCUACAGAUGCACUUAAAAUUGCAGCCCAAGAAACAAAAUCUAAAAUGGAAAUGGUGGCAGAUGUAAAAUCUGCUAUUAAUGAACUCUUCGCUAUUAAAAGUGAAAUUGCAAAUGCCGAAAUCCUUCUCGUGCAGAGUUUAUAUUAUGAAGAUUUUUUGAUGAAACUUUCUCCCAAAGAAUGGCAAGAAGAACAGAGAACAAAAAAACUGAAAGCAAAAAUAGACAGAGAGAGAGAAAGCAUGCAGAGAGAAACGAUUACACGUGCUUUAACUCCGCAACAAGAAAAAGAAAGUGCAUGCAAGGAAAAGCUAAGUCCUUCAUUUCGACGUCAAUCACGACAUGGUUCUAUUUUUGUAAAGCAAAACAGAAACUACGCAUCAAAUACAGACAGGCGCUUCAGUAGCAGUGAGAAAAGUGCUGGAUCCACUAGGAAAACAUCAAUUGCAGAAAAUGAACGCAGACUUUCUAGAAAACUAACAGAAGCAGACUUGAGUGAAGUGAAAAGGUUACGGUGGGGAAACGAGAGUGACUGUGCAAUGCAUGAAGAUGCCUUGAAAGAUUUGGACAUAGAUAUGGUACCAGAAAUAUAUUUCACAGAUCCAAAACAGUUACUACAUAUGUUCACAGAGCUAGAGGAACAAAAUCUUGUAUUGAUCCAGAAUAACCAAGACUUAGAUGAAACUUUGGAUGAAAUUGAACACAUGGCAAAAAUUAUAAGGGCAAAACUACAUGAAAAAAUAAGUGUUAUUGUAGGACAUAAAGAAAUCCUUAAAGCUGCCUGCAUCAGUGAAGAGGAAAAACACUCAGAUCUGGUACUAAGAGCUAAAAUGUUUUGUUUUGGCGAGUUUAAUCCAGAAAUCCAGGAUAAACUGCUGCAUUCACUUACUAAAAAGGUUGCAGAAGUGUACAGAAUUAGUGUUGGAAAAGUAGACGCAUCAAGCAUUAACUCCAUUCAGAUGUUGAGAAGAAUAGAGAAUCGAAUUGAAGAACUCUGUGAAUUGUUGGAGUCAGUUCCAAAAGACAAUAUUGAUGCAAUUGAGAAAAUUAAGUUGAAAGACAGAAGGCAAAGGUUACGUGAAGAAAAAAAGAGAGAAGAAAUUAAACUUCAGGAAGAACGACUGAAGUGUUCUAUGGAAAGAGCAACUGCAGCCCCGAAAAAGAAGUUGGGAAGAAAACUGGUAUUUCGCUCACAGCCUCCAGAGAUCAAAAAGGAGACAAGCCUGAAGGAGACCAGCACAAAAAAUCAAGACGACAUAUUAUUUUUCACUUGAGUUUAACCUGGCAAUACUUCCUUAAAGGUGGCAAUACCAAGUUGUAGCUAUAUCUUCCCAUUCAAUUCAUCUAGAGCAAAGAUUAAUAUUCUGUACUGUAGUUAACACAACUUAGUAACAAAGGAGUUAUCACUAAAAUGCAGAGAUCCUUAGUAUAUGUAGCAAGCCUACUUAAUAC
Pelodiscus sinensis (Chinese soft-shelled turtle) is the source of this 2338-nucleotide messenger RNA. The record is from RefSeq and is a predicted model, not a curated record. NCBI's taxonomy places the organism in Eukaryota, Metazoa, Chordata, Testudines, Trionychidae.